Molecule: messenger RNA, 1530 nt
Organism: Penicillium olsonii
Lineage: Eukaryota; Fungi; Ascomycota; Eurotiomycetes; Eurotiales; Aspergillaceae
Source: the annotation of a GenBank genome assembly
AUGCCCCCAUUAGCAGGCGAAGAGCGCCUGGUGACUCUUUUCGCCGAUAUUCAUUACUACUUCACAGAGCCAACCCGGAGACCUCUACCAUAUCACCACCGCUUUGACAAAGGCUCAUACCUCUAUAUCUACCACAACCCUGCCCAGAACAAGGCCCGGAUUGAGAUUGCCAACAAUCCUGGCUCACCGGAGCAGGAUGCAUUUUGCGGUCAUCUGGACAAUGUCCAUAUUCGACACACUUCUCAGUUCCCCACACUAUGCACGCUAACUGUGGAGGGCAUCGCACCGUCCCCGCAACAGCAACAGCACGCACAAGAAGCCCUCCAGCAUGAAUGGCGGCUACCUAGCGGGGACUCGUGUGAUGGAUCUAACGAUUUCCGGGACUUCCCUCGUUUGCACACACUAGACAUCUACUUCUGGGGCGCCGAGGAUGCCACCCAGUUUUUGGAUGCAACUGUGCAGCUUCUAUCGAACUCGCAGGUCGAGACAGAUCGGGAGCCAGCACCACAGCCAGAGCAGCCCAUGAGCUCGGUGGUUGCACAGCUCGAGAACGUGGCUGUCUCAGACCCUGCCUACCAGAAUGGGCAAACUCGAAACUCCCGGUCUGACCCAACGGCAGUGGCACCGCCACCCCAAGCACUGCCUCAAGCACCACCCCAAAUAAGUAGCUUCCCACCACCUCCUCCAAGUGGCCUGCCAACCGAGCAGCAACCCAGCAAUGGCCCCUCUCCAAUCGAGGAGAAGAAAGACCCAGCCAGUUUCGCCCCACUUCCAUACAACCCUGCAGCCCCAGCAGCCCCAGAACCAAUCCAACAUCGUGAGAAGACCCCACCACCAGAAGAUGGCAUGGCUGGCACAGGCCUUGCGGCCGCCGUAGCAGCCGACAGUGGGGUCCCAUACACCCCUCCCAACCAAAUGAUGGGAGCUGGCGGCAUGGGCGUAUAUGCCUCUCCACCACCUUCAAACCAGGGCCCAGGUCUACAGUUCGCAGGACCCCCAUCAGCAGCAGCCCCAACAUACGCCUCCCCUCCACCCAGCGCUGGCCUCCAAUACACAAACUCGUUUUCUGCCCAACCCUCAACCCAAAGUCCCGGCAUGGCUACCCAGUCCUAUUCGCAGACCCAACUUGGCGGACAGAGUCAUUCGAAUAGCCGACAAGGCUCGAUGUCAUUCGCCCCGCCGCCUCAAGAUCCAAAUGCUCAUCUUUACGAUCAGCAGGUGUAUGGUUCUAAGAGCCACACACCACCUCAGAGCCAGCCGGCGCCUCAGGGUGGCUUUUCAAACUACUCGUACAACCAGAGUCCGGCGGCACAGCCUCAGCCUCAGCAGUUGCAGCGUGCGGGCUCUGAGUAUGAUAUCCAUAGCCAGGUGUACAGGCCUACUGAGGUUGAAGCUAGUGGCCACAAUCAGAAGUAUGCACAGAAGGCUAUGAAGAACCCGGGACAGCGGCCGAGUAGGUUGGAGGAGAAAGCGGAGCGUCUGGAAGGUGGCAUGAAUAGGUUUUUGAGGAAGCUUGAGAGAAAGCUAUGA